This is a messenger RNA of Bactrocera neohumeralis, 1409 nucleotides long. RefSeq lists its product as uncharacterized. The record is from RefSeq and is a predicted model, not a curated record. Bases 37 to 1293 code for a protein of 418 amino acids. The transcript has 5 exons. Lineage: Eukaryota; Metazoa; Arthropoda; Insecta; Diptera; Tephritidae.
CCUUUGUCAGUUGCAUUAGAUCGGCGGAUUGUAACGAUGUUUGAAGUAAAUCUGAAACUAUUUUUGCUGAUUCUGACAGCUUUUAGUUUAGCAAAAGCUUGUCGACUAUUUGUGCAGCAUCCGCGACCUUUGUUGUCGAAAAAUUUCGGUUCCAAAAAUUUAACAUUUCGAGCAAAGCCAAGCGGGCUUGAACUUAGUGAGAAUGAAAGUAUAGAGGUUUAUUGUGCGAGCGGCAUAAUCUUUAAUGGCUACAGCGUGGAACGUCACUCGCUUCAUAAGAAGGCAUUACUAUCUUGUGGGAAGGAUGACUACAUCUAUGUGAAAGGGCAUUUUGAAAAUAUCUAUGAUCGCGAUUUUACUAUUCGAUGCUCGUCGUCGAUUAGUUUAAAUCUUUAUGAGAGUCAAAGGACAUUGGCGAACUGUGAUGAGUUCAUGAGUUAUGCAAUUGGCGAAAAUAUACCGUUAGUUGGUACAGUUAUUAAGUCAGCAAUAUGUUAUGAUCUUGAGAGCUUUGCGCUGAAGUAUGCCAACUAUAUAGCUUACCAAAGAAACGAUAUUUGGAUUUCAAACGAGCCAAACCUUUCGAAUGAACUCGGUGUCGAUCUUGCGCAAGCAGUUGGUAAUCUGGAAAACUAUUUCGAUUUUAUGAGCCAGUCAAAUUUCAAUAUAUCAAGAGACUUUAUGCGCAGAGAUUCAAAUCCAUUUUUUAAGGCAUUCGAAUAUGACUACGACAGCAUUCUGCAAGAUGAUAAUUUUCGCAAUGAAUUCGAUGAUUUUGCUUACAUCUUCAAUACGAUGUGGUGGCGACAGCUGCGUGAAAAUAAUUGGCGCUUUUUCUUAAAUGCACUCAAAAAACGUACAUUUUCUGAGAAAUAUACAGUUUUUGUAGGACGUUAUGGUAAUGCAACAAUGCCAGCGAAGGAGGCCCCAGAUGGCAAGCCGGAAGAGGUGACUGUACAAUCAACUGACUUGGCCGUGUCGGCUCCCAAAUAUAUAUGGGCAUAUGUGAAACCACUCAUACCGAAUACUGCAGAGGAAUUUGUUGUAAUAGCAACCAAUUCUCCCUAUAUAGAGGCGCCAGACCACACAGAGUUCUGUGAAAAGGAUAUUUGUGACGACAUUGCCUGGUUGAAAGAGAGCAGAUUUGGACACCUACGCCGUGUUCCAACACUCGGUUAUACAUUCUGUUGUCGUGUGGAAGAAGUAGCGAAGAUCAUCGAGCAUUUUCCGGUAUCAACCAAAAUCUUGGAAACAACAACUGCCGCUGUUCCCUUGCACUCAUUAUCACCUUGAACAACCGCAGCUGUUAUCAAUUUAAUAAUAACAGCAUUUGUAGUCUCUGAAAUUUUGCAUUGAAAUAACUUUUUGUAGCUGUUGCAUUUCAAUAAAUUUACUAUUCAAUAUAUGUA